Xenopus laevis (African clawed frog) is the source of this 2739-nucleotide messenger RNA. RefSeq names its product WD repeat domain 48 L homeolog (gene wdr48.L). The transcript is spliced from 19 exons. Lineage: Eukaryota; Metazoa; Chordata; Amphibia; Anura; Pipidae. The coding region runs from base 107 to 2143 and encodes 678 amino acids. The record is from RefSeq and is a predicted model, not a curated record.
ACCACCUCUUGAGGGCGGAAGUAAAGGCACCGGCUAGUAAGGGCGGAACUCAACGAGCCCGGGAGAACUGCUCGCCGGAAAUGACGACUGAGUGUCAACAUGCAAGAUGGCGGCGCAUCACAGGCAGAACACGGCUGGGCGGAGGAAAGUUCAGGUAUCGUAUGUGAUCAGAGAUGAAGUGGAGAAGUACAAUCGCAAUGGGGUGAAUGCACUGCAGCUGGAUCCUGCGCUGAACAGGCUCUUCACAGCGGGCCGGGAUUCUAUCAUCAGGAUAUGGAAUGUCAACCAGCACAAGCAAGAUCCUUAUAUCGCGUCUAUGGAACAUCACACCGAUUGGGUCAAUGACAUUGUCCUCUGCUGCAAUGGCAAAACGUUAAUCUCUGCAUCUUCGGAUACUACCGUUAAAGUAUGGAAUGCACACAAGGGGUUUUGUAUGUCCACCUUAAGGACACACAAGGAUUAUGUGAAAGCUUUGGCUUAUGCAAAAGAUAAAGAACUGGUGGCAUCUGCAGGACUGGACAGGCAGAUAUUUCUCUGGGAUGUAAAUACUCUCACCGCACUGACUGCCUCCAACAACACAGUCACUACUUCUUCUUUGAGUGGAAACAAAGAUUCUAUCUACAGUCUUGCGAUGAACCAGAUGGGAACAGUAAUUGUCUCUGGGUCUACAGAAAAGGUCUUAAGAGUCUGGGAUCCAAGAACUUGCCAAAAGCUGAUGAAGCUGAAAGGACACACAGACAAUGUAAAGUCUCUGCUGUUAAACAAAGAUGGGACACAGUGUCUCUCAGGCAGCUCCGAUGGAACAAUCCGACUGUGGUCUCUGGGUCAGCAAAGGUGUAUAGCCACCUACCGCGUCCAUGAUGAAGGGGUUUGGGCUCUCCAGGUUAAUGAAGGCUUCACACAUGUCUAUUCAGGAGGGAGGGACCGGAAGAUCUAUUGUACAGACCUACGGAAUCCUGACAUUCGCUUGCUUAUAUGUGAAGAGAAAGCGCCAGUUCUAAAGAUGGAACUGGAUAGGUCAGCAGACCCUCCUGUGGCACUUUGGGUGUCAACAACUAAAUCCUCUGUAAAUAAAUGGCCUAUCAAAGGUAUCCUGAACUUCAGAACUUCUGGAGAUUAUGAGAAUGACUGCAGCACUCCGCUCAGCCCAAUUUGUACCCAGCCUGAUCAGGUUAUUAAAGGGGGAGCUAGCAUCAUCCAGUGCAAUAUUCUCAAUGAUAAAAGGCACAUAUUAACCAAAGACACUAAUAACAAUGUGGCUUACUGGGAUGUUUUAAAGGCGUGCAAAGUGGAGGAUCUGGGAAAAGUUGAUUUUGAAGAAGAAAUAAAGAAAAGGUUUAAGAUGGUUUAUGUACCGAAUUGGUUCUCAGUUGAUCUGAAAACUGGAAUGCUGACGAUAACACUAGAUGAGAGCGACUGCUUUGCUGCAUGGGUUUCUGCGAAGGAUGCUGGAUUCAGCAGUCCGGAUGGAUCUGACCCAAAAUUGAACCUUGGAGGUCUCCUAUUACAAGCCCUGCUGGAGUUUUGGCCCAGAACCCACAUUAAUCCCAUGGAAGAAGAGGAAAAUGAAGUGAAUCAUGUGGCAAAUGGUGAGCAAGAAAACCGGGUACAGAAAGGCAAUGGGUAUUUCCAAGUGCCCCCACAUACACCAGUUAUCUUUGGUGAAGCUGGAGGCCGCACCCUUUUCAGGUUAUUAUGUAGAGACUCUGGUGGAGAAACGGAAUCCAUGCUUCUCAAUGAGACCGUGCCGCAGUGGGUGAUCGAUAUCACUGUAGAUAAAAAUAUGCCGAAAUUCAACAAAAUCCCCUUCUACCUCCAACCUCAUUCAUCUUCCGGUGCAAAAACUUUGAAAAAAGACCGAUUGUCAGCAAGCGACAUGCUCCAAGUCAGGAAAGUGAUGGAACAUGUAUACGAGAAGAUAAUAAACGUGGAUACAGAGUCUCAGACAACGAGCUCGUCCAAUAACGAGAAGCCGGGAGAACAAGAAAAAGAGGAAGAUAUCGCUGUGUUGGCAGAAGAGAAGAUCGAGCUUCUUUGUCAGGACCAGAUAUUAGACCCUAACAUGGACCUUCGGACUGUAAAGCACUUCAUAUGGAAGAGCGGUGGUGACCUCACACUCCAUUACCGUCAGAAAUCCACGUGAAAGUCGCAAACAGACCCGUCCAGUCAUUCCUUUAAGUCGACUGUACUACUGGUAUAAACAUUAGUACUGUAUAGAAGCCUACUGAACUACAUGCAGCCAGUACAGACGUACGCUUGUACGCACAGCAAAUUAAAUUAACAAGGUCCCAAUGUCUUCACCAGUUGGGGUAUUUAUACAGAAUGGCAAAGUCCUUUGUUUUUUUUUUUUGUUUGUCUUGAGUUAUGUGAUUGAUAAUCCUGAACAGUCCAGUGCUGCUGCAGUACCUACAUCUCGCCUCUUGGGGCAGAUUUGGCGAAGCUUGGACUUCAGAGAUUAUAUAAUAAUUUGGGCUAAAUUUGAAACCCAUAGCAACCAAGCAGCACUGGUUUAGAGAAGUUAGAGUAAUGAUAAUCCUAUGAUUGGUUGCUAUGGGGCAGACCCUCCCUGUGUUCCUACGUAACCCUUUCCUUGUAAAAUAACAUUCCAUUCUGCUGGCACACACGCUGAUUUCUAUUAUCUGUACAGGGGGUGUAAGUCACGCACACAACCCAAUAUUUGUAUAUUUUCCCCACACUUUUUUUCCGUUUUGUAGUAAAAUUGAGUUUAAAGGGAUCCUG